AUGGUGGACGAGGCGGGGGUGACCGCCUUUCUCGACACGAAUCCCGAGUUCCUGGAGCGCUACGUGACUUCCUCAGCCGUCAGCCGCGAGGCGUUCAGCCGCUGGGGUCAGCAGCGCCGACGCGCCCAGCGCGGCGACUCCCUCCGCAGCUUCGAGUUGCCCUCCACCCCGUGGACGAAUCGAGACCUCAGCAGCCGUCGUCGCAUACUGCUCGACCAUGGUGACCAGACGCUGCGCCUCCUCUACGAGCUGACCGCAUGUUGUGGCCAACUUGUCGGCAUGGCCAGCGAAAUGCUCGAGCUGGUGGUGCACAACGACGAGGGCGCGUUCGUCGUCUACAAGAGCCGCACCGAGCAGCAGUUCAAGCUCAAGAAGAUGGCCACCCAUUUCGCCUCCGAGGGCACCCUGUUCGACUCGUUCACCCGCCAGCGCAAGCUCUCCUCCUUCCUCCUCGACGUCGCCAAGUCCAUCUUCCAAGACAUUGUCAGCAUGGACGCCGUCAUCCUGAAGGUGAUGAACUACGCGCAGAAGUUGGUGUCCGCCGAGCGCGCCUCCCUCUUUCUCGUCGACUCCAAGACGGAGGAGCUGUACGCGCGGAUUUUUGACGUGGGGCAAGGGACGGACGAGCACGUCAAGAUCAACAAGGACGGGCAGAAGGAGAUACGGUUCCCAAUGUCAAAAGGCAUCGCCGGUGUUGUCGCCGCCACCGGCCAGGGGCUGAACAUCGAAGAUGCGUACACAGACCCCCGCUUCAACAAGGACAUUGACGAACGGACGGGUUACCGUACCCGUUCCAUCCUGUGCAUGCCCAUCUUCAUCCGCCAUCACGUCAUUGGGGUCGUCCAGAUGGUGAACAAGACCGACGGCAUCUUCAACAAGAGCGACGAGGAUGCAUUUGAGAUGUUUGCCGUCUACUGUGGGUUGGCGCUGCACCACGCCAAGCUGUACGACAAGAUCAGGAGGAGUGAGCAGAAAAAUCGUGUCGCUCUCGAAGUCCUGGCCUACCACUCGGUGUGCAACCGCGACGAGGUGGCCAAGCUGAAGAAGAUCACGCUCAGGGAUCGCAUUGAGGAGCUGGAGACGUACGACUUCAACGGGAUGCGCCUGUCCGAGUUAGAGAAGCCGCUGUACGCCGUCUACAUGUUCAAGCACUUGUUCCACGAGACAAUG
Molecule: messenger RNA, 1170 nt
Organism: Mesorhabditis spiculigera
Lineage: Eukaryota; Metazoa; Nematoda; Chromadorea; Rhabditida; Rhabditidae
Source: the annotation of a GenBank genome assembly